AGAUCCGAUAUAGUCACCGCUAACUAUGAUGGAAACAAUGUUAGUGUUCUUCUUAAUACUGGCAAUGGAACAUUUUCCGCUCAAACUACUUAUGCAACUGGCACUCAACCAUUCUCAGUGGCAGUCGUCGAUGUCAAUAAUGACAACAGAUCCGAUAUAGUCACCGCUAACCAGGGUGGAAACAAUGUUAGUGUUCUUCUUAAUACUGGCAAUGGAACCUUUUCCACUCAAACUACUUAUGCAACUGGCACUCUACCAUUCUCAGUGGCACUCGUCGAUGUCAAUAAUGACAACAGACCCGAUAUAGUCACCGCUAACUAUGGUGCAAGUACUGUCAGUGUUCUUUUUAAUACAGGUACUGGGACCUUUUCUUCUCAAACUACUUAUGCAAUUGGCGCUAAUUCAUACUCAGUGGCAGUCGUCGAUGUCAAUAAUGACAACAGACCCGAUAUAGUCACUGCUAACUAUGGUGGAAACAAUGUUAGUGUUCUUCUUAAUACUGGCAAUGGAACAUUUUCCGCUCAAACUACUUAUGCAACUGGCACUAAUCCACGAUCAGUGGCAGUCGUCGAUGUCAAUAAUGACAACAAACCCGAUAUAGUUACUGCUAACUAUGGUGCAAACGGUGUUGGCGUUAGCGUACACUGCUAA
Molecule: messenger RNA, 651 nt
Organism: Adineta ricciae
Lineage: Eukaryota; Metazoa; Rotifera; Eurotatoria; Adinetida; Adinetidae
Source: the annotation of a GenBank genome assembly